AUGGCCUCGUACAGUCACCAGGAAACUCAGUCGAGUCCCGCGAAGGAGGUGCCCAGAACUACAAAAUGCACUAAUGGGUCACCACACAGGGAACGGAGGAGAAGAGAAGAGGAUGUUUCAUCAGGUUUCAGUGCUGCGUUACAUCGAUCACCCCCGCCUCCGCCACCUGCGCUUUUACGGAGGUUGGGGGUGAAGGAACCCACUGGAGUCGGAAAGGUCAAAGUAAUGCUACGAGUUGGCGCGACCGGCGAAGGACCUUUCACCAGCGGUACACAGACCUUCUCACUCGACAAACGCAAGAAGCAAGUGACUUUAUGUGAAACAGCUCCUACAGCCACUGCCCCAGAAGACAGAAAAGUUGGUGUGGCUGCUCCGAAGAUGUUCGCAUUCGAUGCGAUAUUCUCACAGGAUGAUCCACAGACGGAGAUCUGCUCGAGCGCGUUGACUGACGUUAUUCACGCUGUCAUCAACGGUACCGACGGUUGCCUCUUUUGCUUCGGACAUGCAGGACUAGGCAAGUCGUACACAAUGUUGGGGCGACCGGACUCAUCAUCAUCCCUUGGUGCUGUACCUUGCGCAAUAUCCUGGUUAUUCCGGGGGAUAGCUGAGCAAAGGCACAAAUGCGGGACACGCUUCUCCGUCAGAGUUUCUGCUGUGGAACUUUGUACUAACACCAAUCAGAUUAGAGAUUUGUUGGCGCCAUAUCAAAAUGAUACUGAACAAUCACCAGGAGUGUAUCUCCGAGAUGAUCCACUGUUCGGCACGCAUCUUCAGAAUCAGUCGGAAUUACGUGUGCAUAGUGCAGAGAAAGCUGCAUUUUAUCUCGAUGCAGCAUUGGCUACAAGAGGAACUCGCGAAGAAGGGAAAGACAGCCACCUUCUAUAUACUUUACAUGUUUACCAAUAUAGCGUCGGUGGAAAAGGAGCAGUUGCCGGAGGGCGGAGCCGCUUGCACUUGAUAGACUUAGGCAAUUCUGAGCGAGGAAAAACUAAUGGAGGGAUACCACUAUCCGGUUUAGGAAAUAUUCUUUUAGCAAUUUUUAAUGGACAACGACAUUUACCCUAUCGAGAUCACAAUUUAACACAUGUAUUGAAGGAAUGCUUAGGUUCUUUAACAUGUCACACUGCGAUGAUAGUUCAUGUAUCUCCUAACGUUCAAAACUAUUCUGAUACUUUAACGACACUGCAGUUAGCUUCGAGAAUACAUAGAUUGCGUAGAAGAAAAAUUAAAUAUAGUUCAAAUAAUAAUGCUGGCUCUGGAGGCAGUUCUGGAGAAGAUGCGUCUAAGCCAAGUAGUAGCGAACCCGACCCAUCGAGUAGUGACCUCUCCGCAGAUACGGUAAUUUAUGUAGGACCUUCAGAUGACGCAACAGAUGGUGAACAUCCACCGGUUUAUAUACCACACAUUAAUUCGGUUUUGAGUAAAACUUUACGAGGCUCCGCAGCAGAUCAAAAGCACAAAUCUUCUCUAUCAAAAGUUGUUGAAGAAAAAAGCCCAAUCCAUAAAUUUUAUGCAUCACCAAAAUCAUCUCCCUUAAAGAAUAUAACACAGCCAAAUUACACACCAAAAUCUUCUCCAGUACAUACAAUAACAUCGAAAGCUACUCCUAUAAAAAAACAAAAUUCAAAGCAUGGAGAGGAAGGGAAAAGUACAAGUGAUGAACAAUGGAUCGAUGGACCUAGAAUAUCAAAAUCAAAACUUGUAGAAGCUCGACAUAUUAUAAAAGAAACGCAAGGGAAGAAGAGGGAAACGUGGAUCGAUGGUCCAAUGCAAGAGCCCAAAGCUCCGCUACAAUUUGAAUCUGUGCCAAUUCAACAACCCAGUAAUGUACCUCUGCAAGUUGGUAUUCUUAACUCAUAUGGAAACGAAAGUAUUGGAUAUGGUUAUAUGGAUAGCCAUAAGAAAAAUAUGAUCAAAAAAUGGGUGGAGAACCAGACAUCUCAAAUUCACAAAUCUAGGCAUAAUUCACCUAGUCAUAAAGUCCAACAACCUCAUAAAGAAGGAGUAAGACUUCCUGAAGAAAUUGAUAGCACUACUCAUAGAAUGGAAAUUAAAGAUGCAACAAGACGAAUAUAUGUAGAAGAAUCUACUAUAAGAACUGGUUUAAAAGCUGGCUCAAAAGGAAUGUCAAUAGAAGAAGAAAAUCUUGGUCCCCCUGAUUCAAAUUACAUAAGAAAACCAUCAAGUACAAAAUCAUCGACAAAAAAUGAACCUGACGAAGAUGAUGAUAGUGAAGAGUUAGCAGAGAUUCCACCUGCCUUACCUUUAAUACAGCCAAGUAGUCUAAGUAGUAGAGAAGUGUCAAUGGAAAGUUUGGAUAGCAAAUAUAAAGAAAGAAUGAGAAUGGACGAUGAAAUGGUUUCUAAUCACAGUCGAGAUAUUGACCCCCAUGGAAUGAGUAAGGGUCCAGUUGACGAUGAAGAUGAAAUCUUAGAAAUAAUUGAAGUCGAAGAGCCAUUAGAACCUGUUCCAAUGCAGGAUUGUUGCCUUCAAGUCACAGAAGAAGAUAUUGCACUUUGUAUGGGGUAUGCAGAAAAUCAUUUUGAGCAAUUUGAACGUGAAGAAGGUGAUGAUCAUCCUCUUAGAAUUUUAAGCCAAGAAAAUUUAACUGUUGCCUCAACUUUUACAGACACUCUUUCUUUAUAUAGUGAAGUAGAAAGGCAAAUUAGAACUGAAGCAUAUCUUAGGCAAACGAUUGGAUUUUAUACUAAUAAUUAUGUAGAUCAUCCGGCAGAUUUAAAUCCACAUGAAAGUUUACCUUCAUCACGCUCGAGAUUAGAAGAAUUAUUGGGUUUGACUGAAUUGUAUGGAUCACGACGAGUAUUAGACAAUAGUAACGAACAAACGUCGAGGAUUGCACCCCAAUUUCAAUCUCUGUCAAUGUGCAAUGUUAGAGAUACUGAAGAUUAUCAUGGUGAUGGAUCCGUCUACAGUGAACCCGCAUAUCGGCCUAGUGAUAAAAUUUGUGAUAGUUGUAAACGGUCUAUGUCUAGACCAGGUAGCGCUGUAGGAGAAUGUGAUGCAUAUCACGAUUUGGAUGUCAUACAUAAUGAUCCAUAUGGCCCUUUUGAAAGAUAUCGAUCUAACGAUAUAACAGAUGCUAGGAUAGCUUCACUGCGACAUCCAGAUGGAGCAUCUGAUCCAAAUUUACGAGAAGAAAAUCGAGUCCCAGGUAGUGGCGCACCAUCUAGCACAUUUAAGGAACUUAAAUCAAAUUUGCAUCUAGAAGUCACACCGCCCGUUGUAACAACUGAGCCACGAUCCGAAAAAUGUGAGAAAGGAGAUAAAAAUGUGGCAAGAAUAGUGGCCGGCUGUAAACCAGAUGGUUACGAUAGUGGGCAUGAAUCUACGCCCAGAACUGGCAAACAUAGUCCAGCAGCCACAUCGAGAAGAGCAGAGUCCGGUUAUGACUCUGUACCAAGAGAUUCUGAUGCAUCAUCACUUGAUUCCUAUCCAACUAGAAGAGCCGCUGUCGCCAGGGCCCAUGCAAAAAAACAUACCACAGCUAAAUAUAAACAGCACAGCGAUCGGUCUUUCUGUUCAUGGCUAAGAAAUCCGUUCACAUGCAAAUAUGCGGACACGGAUCCUGAGAUUAGUGACUUU
Brenthis ino (lesser marbled fritillary) is the source of this 3603-nucleotide messenger RNA. Lineage: Eukaryota; Metazoa; Arthropoda; Insecta; Lepidoptera; Nymphalidae. The record is from the annotation of a GenBank genome assembly.